AUGGAAGAGGAGUGGCCAAAAUCGGUCGGCAGCACCCUCCUGGCGCCAUCUGAUUGGCCGACGACCGCCCCUACCCGGCCCUGACCCUAUUCCCACCGGGUGCACCCGAUCUUGGCUACUCACCCCCCGGAGGGGUACCCGAUCUUACUCUCGCCUACCGAAAAUGGCUGGGCUCUUCGACCAACAGACCACCAGCAGACCACGCUCACGAAUACACGUCACCAACACCCCGCACUCGAGUUCCGACGCUUCCGACGGCGUGCGGAGGCGGACCUAA
Ectocarpus sp. CCAP 1310/34 is the source of this 277-nucleotide messenger RNA. The record is from the annotation of a GenBank genome assembly. Lineage: Eukaryota; Phaeophyceae; Ectocarpales; Ectocarpaceae.